This is a messenger RNA of Pipistrellus nathusii (Nathusius's pipistrelle), 1224 nucleotides long. The record is from the annotation of a GenBank genome assembly. NCBI's taxonomy places the organism in Eukaryota, Metazoa, Chordata, Mammalia, Chiroptera, Vespertilionidae.
AUGGACGAUGCUGCCGUCCUCAAGCGACGAGGCUACAUCUUGGGGAUAAACUUGGGAGAGGGCUCCUACGCCAAAGUCAAGUCCGCGUACUCUGAGCGCCUGAAGUUCAACGUGGCGGUCAAGAUCAUCGACCGCAAGAAGGCCCCCACAGACUUCUUGGAGAAGUUCCUUCCCCGGGAGAUCGAGAUUCUGAUCAUGCUGAACCACCGCUCCAUCGUCAAGACCUACGAGAUCUUCGAGACAUCCGAGGGCAAGAUCUACAUCAUCAUGGAGCUGGGGGUCCAGGGCGACCUCCUCGACUUCAUCAAAACCCGGGGAGCCCUGCAGGAGGAGGACGCGCGCAAGAAGUUCCACCAGCUCUCCUCCGCCAUCAAGUACUGCCACGACCUGGACAUCGUCCACCGCGACCUCAAGUGCGAGAACCUGCUCCUCGACAAGGACUUCAACAUCAAGCUGUCCGACUUCGGCUUCGCCAAGCGCUGCCUGCGGGACGAGGGCGGCCGGCUGGCCCUGAGCAAGACCUUCUGCGGGUCGGCGGCGUACGCGGCCCCCGAGGUGCUGCAGGGCAUCCCCUACCAGCCCAAGGUCUACGACAUCUGGAGCCUGGGCGUGAUCCUCUACAUCAUGGUGUGCGGCUCCAUGCCCUACGACGACUCCAACGUCAAGAAGAUGCUGCGCAUCCAGAAGGAGCACCGCAUCAACUUCCCACGCUCCAAGCACCUGACGAGCGAGUGCAAGGACCUCAUCUACCGCAUGCUGCAGCCCGACGUCGGCCGGCGGCUGCAGAUCGAAGAGGUCCUCAGCCACCCCUGGGUGCAGCCCAGGGCCGGGGACCUCGGCAAGGAGGGGCGCGGCCUCCUGGUCCCCGAGCCCCGGCGGACCCCCGCGCCCUCACGGACCCCGGAGCUCCGGGCGGAGCUCCCUCGGACUCCCGAGUCCUCACGCAUCCCGGAGCCCUCAUGGAUCCAGGAACUCCCACAGACCCCGGAGCCCGCUCGCACCCCCGAGCCCCCUCGGACCCCCGAGCCCCCUCGGACCCCCGAGCCCUCACGGACCUUGGAGCACAGCUCUGACAAGUCCACCCCCCCCCAGGAGUCCCAGGAGGAGGCCGAGCCUGAGGAGAUGCCAGAGUCCAAGCCCCAGGAGGAGACGGGGCCAGGGCAGGGUGCCGGGCAGCUGGAGCCCGUGGAAAGGCGCUCUCUAAAGCCCCCGCAGACCCCGUGA